Molecule: messenger RNA, 486 nt
Organism: Aspergillus tanneri
Lineage: Eukaryota; Fungi; Ascomycota; Eurotiomycetes; Eurotiales; Aspergillaceae
Exons: 1
Coding region: 1-486 (161 amino acids)
Biological process (GO): glucan catabolic process
Molecular function (GO): hydrolase activity, hydrolyzing O-glycosyl compounds
Source: RefSeq, a predicted model, not a curated record
AUGACAAAAGCCAUCAGAGGGAUUCAAUCCAAAGCUCCCUCCCAUCGUAUCCUCAUUGCCGGACCUCUCGCUGCUACUGUUGUGACUUUUGAGCUGCGAUCCACACCCGCCCUUCUCCCACUGCUGGAUCUAGCGACGUACCCCGGUCAGAUCAUCUUCGGUAUGCAUCAGUACUUCGAUAUCCUGAACGGGGGAACCAAGGACUGUCUCACCUGGAUCCUGUUUGAGCCUUUCUUCAAGACGGCGACGGACAAUCUGCGCAAACAUAAGGCUACCGCUAUGUUGACGGAGUUUGGUGGAGGGCCGAACGAUGCUUGCGCCAAGAUCAUCGAUAAGAUGUUGACGUUUUUCGACGCGAACAGUGAUGUCUGGGUUGGUUGGACGGCCUGGAGUAAUAUGUAUGGUGAUCAGGUUAUUAGUCGGAAUAGUAGUAGUGAGUAUUAUGCUUUGACUAAGGUGAUGGAUAAGUAUGCACCGUUGAAAUAG